GUUCUUCUAGGCCCUCUUGAACGCACGAUAUUCUGUGCCCAACGCGAAAACAGAUGCCUCUGCUAUUUAAUUACUUCGUUAUUAAAGCGCCUCUGUAAAUAUUGUUCUUUGAGAAAUUCCAAAACAAUCGAUUUCUCUCCCACAACGGUUAUUUGUCUUCUAACAACUGCCUUGUCAAAAAAGUCAGUGGAUCUAUUUACCUCAAAACGAAAAUCCAAAGGACAAAGAAACCAAUGGCUAAUACCAUCAUGCAUAAUAUUUUGCUGAUAAAUUGUGUUUUCAACAUUCUUCUUGCAUUAACAUCAAUCACCGGGAACACGCUGGUGUUACAUGGAAUAUGGAAAACAACCAGCCUUCGUUCACCUUCAAUAACGUUACUUUGUUUUCUGGCAUCGUCUGAUCUCGGUGUUGGUGCGGUCGUGCAGCCUCUUUUUGUCGCAAAUGAUUUCAUAUCCUUGUACUCUGAAUCCCAGGUACUUAAAGAUGUCUUUUUGGAUGUUUUUAACGUGUUUGGUUUUUGUGUAUGUGGGAUAUCUCUUUGCACGGUUACAGCCAUUAGUGUGGACAGACUCAUAGCCAUACGGAAGCCUCUCCAGUAUCCGAAUGUUGUUACAAAUUCUCGUGUGACUUGCACACUUGGGGUGAUUUGGACAGUUUGUGUUGUCCUAGCAAGCUUCGAGGUUUGGGCGAAAAGAUUCCUUUUGAUAGCAUUGGAAACUGUGAUAUGCGUCUGUUUGUUUAUCUCGACUAUUUCGAACCUGAUAAUAUACGGAAAGGUUCGCCAUCACCAACAUGCGAUUCAAAUCCAGGUGCAAGCGGUUGAAACAAAUAACAAAUUCAUCACCAAUUCACACGUGGCGGGACUGAAAAGAUCUGCCUUGAACUCUUUUAUAGUAUUUCUUGUUCUACUAGUCUGUUAUUGUCCAUAUUUUGUUGUUUAUAUGGUUUCUUCAUUUCAUAAGAUGAACAGUUCUCUUGCAGCUUCUCUAACCUCAACGGUCGUGUUUAUGAACUCAGCUGUUAAUCCUUUUCUCUACUGCUGGCGAUUGCGAGAGAUUCGCAGUGCCGUAAAAAAGACUUAUCGAAAGCUCGUUUGCUGUAAAUGAAACAUAGCACUUAACACUCAAUAUGUGUAUACAAAGCUUAUUAAUUGUGCUCAGAAACUGGUUGCAGAAUACAUUUCAAUGCAGCAUCAUUAACACGUACUUGGUCUUUUAAUUUACGUUUGCAAGACUUUGCUGUGUUGUACUAGUCGAAUGUUGAGUUGCUGCCUAUUCUUUUUAAAGGUAGAAAU
Molecule: messenger RNA, 1294 nt
Organism: Stylophora pistillata
Lineage: Eukaryota; Metazoa; Cnidaria; Anthozoa; Scleractinia; Pocilloporidae
Product: melanocortin receptor 4-like
Biological process (GO): G protein-coupled receptor signaling pathway
Cellular component (GO): membrane
Molecular function (GO): G protein-coupled receptor activity
Source: RefSeq, a predicted model, not a curated record